AACGCAGAGUGCAUAUUAUGGAAUUAACACUAGGGCUCAUUAUACUAAUAGUGUUGACAUAUGGAUUAAAAGCCCCGACUUUAAGAUUAGCUAUACUACUUGCGGGGUUGUGGGGGCUACUGAGUUAUUAACUGAGCCCCAUUUACUAUGUUGGACACAGGCUAUUAAAAUGUUGGUGAUGAUAAGUGGAUUAGCUAUACUAUGUAUGCUGGACCAUCAAACAUCGCAUCGAUCAAGCUCUUUAUUGAUUUUAUUAGUGAUCUUAGGUAAUUUAUUACUUAUAGGGUCAACAAAUUUAAUUUCUAUAUAUUUAGCAUUAGAGAUGCAAACAUUAUGUAUGUUUAUCUUAGUGGCUUAUAAUAAAAGCUCAUUGUUAUCGGCAGAAGCUGGACUUAAAUACUUUGUGUUAGGGGCACUAUCUUCGGGGUUGUUUCUGUUUGGUUGUGCUUUAAUUUAUGGCUCCACAGGAGAACUUGAACUUCAAUUUAUUCGUAUGAGUUUAGAAUCUUAUGGUGUAUUAGCUGGUAAGUGUCUUAUUACUAUCUCAUUGUUAUUUAAAGUGUCUGCAGCCCCAUUUCAUAUGUGGGCCCCCGAUGUAUACGAAGGAGCUCCAACUUGGGUAGCUGCGCUAUUAUCUAUUGUACCUAAAUUAGGAGUACUAGCUAUUAUAGUACAAAUAGGCUUAAAUGAAAUGGGGCUAUUAAUAGCUGGGUUAAUCUCUUUGAUUGUUGGAGCUAUAGGAGCUUUGAAUCAAACUCGAAUAAAAAGACUACUAGCUUAUAGCGGAAUAGGCCAUAUGGGGUUUGUGUUACUUGGAAUAGCUAUUGGGUCUAUAGAAAGUCUUCAGGCGAGUUUAAUGUAUAUAGGUGCUUACAUAAUAACUCAAGUAUUACUUUGGUCUGGAGUCCUAAUUAUAUCCCCUAAAAGAAACAUGCUUAUUGAAUUUAGUGGUGUUUCAAGAUUAAACCCAAUGUUAGCAUUAGCAUUAGCUACAGGUUUAUUGUCUACUGCAGGAAUUCCUCCUUUAAUUGGGUUUCUAACUAAAUGGUAUGUAAUUUUAGCAGCUGUUGGUCAAGGUUACUAUCUCAGUGCUUUACUAGCUUUAGUUUGUUCUGUGAUAGCUGGAGUUUAUUACAUUAGAUUAGUAAAAAUUAUGUUCUAUCAACCUUUGUCUACGCCUUUAGUAAUAACAAAUAUAUUAAAUUCUCCAUGUGGCAAUGUAACACCAGAGGAAACAAGUUUAGGCAAGGCAAUAUUAAUGGGGGCAAGUUUAUAUUUAGUGUUAACAAUUAUAAUAUGUCCUAGUUUAUUCUUUCAAUUAGUACACUUGAUUAUCUUAGAUUUAUUCCCAUGUAUCUUCUAGUUAUAUUAAUACCAUUACUAAGCGCAGUCGGAAGCGGAUU
Messenger RNA from Xenia sp. Carnegie-2017, 1403 nucleotides. Its product is annotated as NADH-ubiquinone oxidoreductase chain 2-like. Lineage: Eukaryota; Metazoa; Cnidaria; Anthozoa; Malacalcyonacea; Xeniidae. The coding region runs from base 170 to 1363 and encodes 397 amino acids. The record is from RefSeq and is a predicted model, not a curated record. The transcript is spliced from 2 exons.